GGAAACUUCAUGAUGGAUUACCUUUUUUGAAAAAAAAAAAGAGAGAAUAGGAGACCAAGGAGCUUCAGCCACAUUAGUCAUCUGCAAUUUUGUUAGAGGGAUGAAAGUUUUAUAUACAUCGAAGGAAGACUGUAGGCAAGAAGAAAAUGAAAUGGGUACAAGGGUGAAAGUCUUCGGACAACGACAGAAAUAGAAAAAGAAAGAAGGGACGGAGAAAUACAACUGCUCCAUCAUUAUCAACCGAGUAAGUUCUCCAAUAUGCAUGACCAACAAGAAUUAGCAUCUUAAUUCUUGACUGUUUUUCAUUAUUUCUGCAUUUUAAUCUUUCAUCCUCAGUCAUCUUCCACCUCCAAGCUUGUCAUUUUUCAGAGUUCCUUAAAAUUGCUCUCUUAUUACGACCGCUCCAUAUUAUCUCACCCUGUUUCACGAACAAGAAUGUCGAAGGAAGGUAUAAUUGAAGAAGUUCUUACUCCAUUGGUGAAGCAACUGGGGAACGCUAGGUGCCAAGCUCUCAAGUUCAAGGAGAAUGAUACACCCCCAGCGAUCAAGCCGCUUUUUGAGAGCAUUGAGAAAAAUGUGCAGGACGUGGAGGACAUCGUCCGAAGAGCAGAGAGAUGGGAGAAGGAUGUGAUAAAUAAUUUUGGUAUUGUCGCUCGCCAUGUUGAUGACAUCUUGGAAGAAGACAGCGAACCCCGCGCAUUCGAAUCCAAGCUCCGGAACGUCGAUAGGGAGAUCGCCAACUUAAGGGCCCUUCUGACUCCCCCACUCCAACUACCACAGAUUGAAUCAGCUCGUGCAGCAUCAACUCGUUCUGUUCCUUCUUUGUCUAAGGCCCUGCAAGCAUCAGAAAAGUGGCAGCAACUUGAGUUGGAGAAGAAAAUCCUGGAGAGUUCCGCCAUAUCCAGUCUUCAGGUGAGUUAUGACAACCUUGACGUCCAGUUAAAACUAUGCUUGCUUUGCUUCUCUGUCUUCCCAGAGAAUUCAAUCAUACGGAAAAGGCCUGUAAUUUACUGGUGGAUCGGGGAAGGCCUCGUAACUCCAACAAGAGACAACACAGCUGAGGAGAUUGGAGAGAGCUGCUUCAGAAAGCUAAUCAUGAAGGGCCUGAUUGAACCAGUUCAUAUGAAACGAAGCCCUAUCAUCAAAUUCUGCAAACUGCAUCCAUGGAUGCGAUGGAUGCUUAUUGCUGUUGCUAGAAGAGUGCAAUUCUUUGAUUUUGAUUCAGAAGGAAAUCCUACUUCAGAUGAUUCUUUAAGUCGUCGUGCUUGCUUGGUAACCAGGAAAGAAGGAGCACCCCAACAAAUGUCCAUCAGGGGCCUCUCAAAUCUUGGUGAGUUGCUGACACUGUUCAAUGUCGACGAGCACUACCUAAACUUUGAAAGGAGCCGGUUCUCUGAAAUGAGGAAGAUCACUGUGCUCCAACUAGGACGGUGGCAGAGCUUGCCCAAACAUCACAUUGAAGUAGAGAGCACCGAAUUCUUGAAAGGGUUGAGGUCUUUCAAGCACUUGAGGUAUCUUUCCUUCCAAGGCAUAUCCAGAAUCACAGAGCUUCCUGCUUCAAUCAGUGAGAUCUCCAAUCUCAGAAUCCUGGAUCUCAGAGCAUGUCACAACUUAGAAAGACUGACAGUGGGGAUCGCUUCUCUUCAGAAACUAACCCACUUGGAUCUGUCAGAGUGUCACUUGCUUGAACAGAUACCUAAGGGGAUCGCCUCGCUCUCAGAACUGGAGGUGUUAAAGGGAUUCGUCAUCGGUGAUGCGAGAAGCAAAGAUGCUUCUCGACUUAGGGAGUUAGCAAAACUGAAGAAACUGAGGAAGCUGAGUAUAAUCAUAGGGAGUAAGAUGACAGUCACAGAAGAGGAACUGAAUGAGCUGAGAAACUGUGAAGCCGUUCGCUCUCUAACGAUAACAUGGGUGGUAUCACCAUCUAAGAAGGGAACUGCAACGCUAACAAGGACCGCAACUAUGACGAUAACAUCUUUCUCCCUUCCGUCGAAUCUCGAAAAGCUAGACCUUCGAUGCUUUCCAGGUAAGACGGUGCCAGCUUGGUUGAGCCCUAACGGAUUGAGAAGCCUGAAGAAAUUGUACAUCAGGGGAGGUACACUGAGUAGUCUUGGUCCGGAAAUUCGCUCACCAACAUGGAAUGUGGAGGUGCUACGUUUAAAAUACUUGCGUGAUUUGGAGGUGGAAUGGUCUCAAAUACAGUCAAAUUUUCCAAAUUUGACUUACUUGGAGAUUGUUAAGUGUAGCAAGCUGAGAUCCUUCCCUUGUGAUGAAGAUGGAGUGUGGGUGAGCGUCGACAGAGAAAUAUCAGGCCACAGCACAAGCGGGAGCAACGGCAUUACCAUUUCAUAACCUUUAUUUCUAUAUACAAGCAUUUUGCUAUGUGAUCUGCAAUCGGUGUUGCAUUUUUAUCACGUAGAUCAAACUUUUGUUUUUUGAUUUUUGUAGUUGCACUAGAGUGCAAAAAAAAACUGUAUCGAGAAUAAAUCAUGCUAUUUUCAGUUAUCUAAAGUUCGCAUGGAAUGGCAUUGGUGUAUCCACACUCCCUAUGAUCAAUUUCAUGCAUCAUUCUAUAUUGUAAGGCGCAGUUUCCUGGGCUAAUGGGCCGGCCUGAACAGGCCAGGCCCAUCAGCCCUGUCGAUCAUGGUCGAUCGCGAUCGAUCGACCGAUCGUGAGAGAGUUGGAGAAUAAUUUCCAAUUCCCCGAUCGCGCCAAGCUCGGUGGAGGGGCUGACGCAGGGGGUGGCGAUGAGGCGGCCGCGGCCAAAGGAGGAUGAAGGAGCGGCACCGGCGGGCGAUCACGGCGAGGAGUCAAGGGUCACGAGGCUUUUCUUGCAGAACUCGGAGGCGAAGAGCGAGCCGCAGCGGUCCUACGCCGAGUUCUUCUUGGAUUUCCACCGGAAAGGUUCAUCAGAUCUUCGCCGGACUGAGGGGAAUGAUAUGCAGGACAGAGGAAUGGUCGAGCAAGGUUCUUGACACCGUGAGUUCUAAACGAGAUGUGGAUUGUGUGAGAAGUUGAGGUGUGGAUUGGUAGCAUUGUAGCUUGUUGGAUUGCGAUAAAGAUAAGGACCAUAUACUUGGUUACCAUUAUGUAUAUAUACAUGUUAUUGAUUUACACUACUGAAUUUGCAUCGUGAUUUAUAUUGAUAGAUUUGAUUUGGUA
This is a messenger RNA of Phoenix dactylifera (date palm), 3162 nucleotides long. RefSeq names its product disease resistance RPP13-like protein 4. The record is from RefSeq and is a predicted model, not a curated record. Gene Ontology annotation, biological process: defense response to other organism. NCBI's taxonomy places the organism in Eukaryota, Viridiplantae, Streptophyta, Magnoliopsida, Arecales, Arecaceae.